Ruditapes philippinarum (Manila clam) is the source of this 1378-nucleotide messenger RNA. Its product is annotated as TD and POZ domain-containing protein 3-like. The record is from RefSeq and is a predicted model, not a curated record. The coding region runs from base 94 to 957 and encodes 287 amino acids. The transcript has a single exon. Gene Ontology annotation, molecular function: protein binding. NCBI's taxonomy places the organism in Eukaryota, Metazoa, Mollusca, Bivalvia, Venerida, Veneridae.
ACAUCCGGGUUUCCUCCCUUUGAUGUAUAACCGCCAUUGUUAGCUGAUUGAUAUGCACUACACAUACCGAACUUUUACUGAACUACACUUAAUAUGGAGGCAGGUGAAAACGUCAGAAUUGUAAACGAAUCUGAGGGUUCAGAAGUUGAAAAUAUCGUUGCCGAUGAAGAUAGUGAAACAGUGGCACUGGCCGAAGAUAAGUCGCCUACUUUCGGUUUCACUGAACCCUCUUGGAGAACUGAUCUGUGUCUUGUUGUUGAAGGAACAAAGCUUUACGUCGCAAAGGUGAUUCUGUCACUUGCAUCACCAGUAUUUGAUGCAAUGUUUCAAUCUGACUUUAAGGAAAAGUCAAAUGACGAGUUAGAAUUGCCUGGGAAGAAACUAAGGGACGUCUUAGAAUUCCUUCGAUGUAUUUACCCGAACACAUACACCCAAAUUAAUUGCGACAAUGCUAGGGUCAUUCUUCCUUUGUUAGAAGAGUACCAGGUCCUACAGCUUAAACCGAGAUGUGAAGUAGUUAUACUUGAGACUGUUACAGAAGAAACAUCGACGGAUGAUCUGUUUCAGUUGUUGAAUGAAGCAUGUUUGUAUGAUCUUAAAGCUUUGCGUGCUAGAUGCAUAUUUCUGAUAUCAUCUAGGCCAUGUGAUGUAUUGGACGAAAACUACUGUAAGUCGUUCCCUUCGGCAAGUGCAUUAAAUGAGAUAUUUCUACAUGUUAAUACAUCAAUGAAGAAUAAGAUAGCUGAGCUAGAACAGGUUGAAGAAAAAUGUGAGUUGUUAAUGCAGUAUGUAUCGUCAACAUUACGGGGAACAACAGAUUUGAAGUUAGAUCCUGAAAAGAAAUGGGACGACAAGAUCAUAGUUCUAUUUGAAGCAAUUUGUCCUGACAACAACGAGAGUGAAGGAGUUGAAAUUGAGAUUUGGGAGGUCCCUCUUACAAUUUACACAAAAAAGUAAACAGUAAGCUUUACUGUGGUGUUAGAAGCAUUGGUGAAUAUAAGACUGCCUGUGAUAUACAUGUACUCUGCAUAAUCGUUAAUAGACAUCCAAAUGGAAAAAAUGGCACGAUUGUUCACAAAGGCGGAUUUGAUCAACAUAAUAAAUCUGUAACAUUUGAAGUUUUUGACAACACGUAUAUCAACAGCAUUAACAGUGGUUACAUUCUCAACGGAAAGAUCGGCUAUAUUAUAAAGUUGUUCAUGUCGAAGCCAAACAAAUGGACUGAUAGCCAUUGCAAAACAAAACCUCUGUUUUCUAAUAUACCGUUAAUUUAAAUUAAAGUAUUUAUGUGGAGAAAUUGUUGGUAAGGUAGAAAAUUGUGAAGAUAUUUAUGUAUUUUUUGUAAAUUGUUUAAUUUAACAUCUAUGGAUCACUUGGC